Eimeria mitis is the source of this 9927-nucleotide messenger RNA. RefSeq lists its product as uncharacterized. NCBI's taxonomy places the organism in Eukaryota, Apicomplexa, Conoidasida, Eucoccidiorida, Eimeriidae. Gene Ontology annotation, cellular component: nucleus. The coding region runs from base 1 to 9927 and encodes 3308 amino acids. The record is from RefSeq and is a predicted model, not a curated record. The transcript has 28 exons.
AUGUGGAUUUCUUCGUUGGUCUCCUCCGUGUUGAGAGAUGAAGAGCCGUCGGAGAAUGAGGAGGAGCAGCAGCAGCAGCAACAGCAGCAGCAGCAGCAGCAGCAGCAGCAGCAGCAACAGCAGCAGCAAACCGGACGAGGCGUAGGGUUGCUCAAUGAGGGAGCAGUACAGGCAGCAAGUUCUCCAGCUGCAGCAUCAAAAGCAGCAACACCAACAGCAGCAGCAGCAGCAGCAGCAGCAGCAGCAACCUCUGGGCAAUCAAGCUAUGCUGCGCUGCUGCAGCUGGUAGAGCGUCAGCAGCAGCUGCUGCAGCGGGAGGCGCAGGAGAAGCAGCGCCUGGAGCAGCAGACAGCAGACCUAGAACGUACACUACAGCUGCUGCAACAGGAGUUGCAGCAGCAGCGCCUGCAGCAGCAGCAGCAGCAGCAGCAACAGCAGCAGCAGCAGCAGCAGCAGCAGCAAACUAGGCAGCCUUCAGACGACGACAUUCAUCUCGAUGACGGUUGGGGGGUUUCUACAGAUGAGCAGAAGGAGGGGGAGCAGCAGCAGCAGCAGCAGCAGCAGCAACAGCAGCAGCAGCAAGAGCAGCAGCAGCAACAGCAGCAGCACCUGGCGUUACUGCAGCAGCAAGAGCUGCAGCUGCAGCAGCAACAAGAAAAACUGCAGCAACAGGAGAAGCUGAUAGAACUGCAGCAGCAAAAGCUCGAGCAGGCGCAGCAGCAGCAACAGCAGCAGCAGCAGCAAAGUGCUGAUGAGCAUGCUGCGUUGCAGCAGUGUAUAGCGCGGCUGCAGCAAGAGCUGCAGCAGCAACAGCAGCAGCUGCAACAGCAGCAGCAGCAACAACAGCAGCAGCCAGUUGAAGAUAAGGAGCGGGUAAUCCAGGAGCUGCAGCAGCAGCUGCAGCAGCUUCAGCAGCAGCAGCAAGAGCUCCAGCAGCAGCUGCAGCAGCAGACAGUGUUGAGGCAGCAGCAAGACGAUCUGCUGCAGGAGAGGCAGCAGCAGCAGCAGCUGCAACAGCAGCAGCAGCAACAACAGCAGCAGCCAGUUGAAGAUAAGGAGCGGGUAAUUCAGGAGCUGCAGCAGCAGCUGCAGCAGCUUCAGCAGCAGCAGCAAGAGCUGCAGCAGCAGCUGCAGCAGCAGACAGUGUUGAGGCAGCAGCAAGACGAUCUGCUGCAGGAGAGGCAGCAGCAGAUUGAACAGCUGCAGCAGAAUCAGCAGCAGCAAGCAACACAAGAAGAGCUGCUGCUUCUUAAGCAUAGCAACGAGGAGCUGCAGCAGCAGCUGCAGCAGCAGCAGGAGCAGCUACAGCAGUUGCUGCAGCAACAGGGUCAGCAGCAGCAGCAGCAGCAGCAGCAGCAGCAGCAAAAGAGUAAUCUUGAGGUGCUUCUAGAGGAGCAGAAAGCAAAGGUGGUGGCGCUGCAGCAGACCCUUGAGAAGCAGCAGCAGCAAAGAACCCUUGAGAAGCAGCAGCAGCAGCACCAACAGCAACUGCAGCAGCAGCAGCAGCAGCACCAGGAGGAACUGCAGCAGCAGCAGCAGCAGCGCCUCCACCAGCAGCACGAGUUUGAGCGGCAGCAGGAGCAGCUGCGACAGCAGCACGAGGAUCGGCUGCAGCAGCAGCAGCAGCAAUUUGAACAUGUGCUGCAGCAGCAGCAGCAGGAAAGAAAGGAAGAGGCAGCAACGCUGCAGCAGCAACUGGCGGAGCAGCAGGCACUGCAGCAGCAGGGCAAACAGCAGCAAGAGCUGCUGCAGCAGCAGCUGCAGCAGCAGCGGGAGGAUCACACAAAAGAAGUGACGGCCCUGCAGGAGCGUCUGCAGCUGCUUACGCAGCAACUGCAGCAGCAGCAGCAGCAGCAGCAGCAGCAAGAGCUGCUGCAGCAGCAGCUGCAGCAGCAGCGGGAGGAUCACACAAAGGAAGUGACGGCCCUGCAGGAGCGUCUGCAGCUGCUUACGCAGCAACUGCAGCAGCAGCAGCAGCAGCAGCAACAGCAGGAGCAGCAGCAAAGUGCAGCUGCAGCAGCUGCGCAGGCGGAGCAGCAGCGAGAUACCCUUCAGCAGCAACUGCUGCAGCAGCAGCAGCAGCAGGAGCAGCAAGCUGCCACUGUUCAUAAAGUCGAGGAGCUGCAGCAGCUGCUGCAGCAGGCGGAGCAGCAGCGUGAUGCCUUGCAGCAGCAAAAGGAGCAGCAGGAGCAGCAGGAGCAGCAGGAAAAGAAGCGGCGAGAGCAGCAGCAGCAGCAACAGCAGCAAAUGAGCGAGGAGCUGAAGCAGCUGCAGGAUGAGCACGCAGCACUGCAGCAAGAGCUGCAGCUGUUUGCUGCUGAGAUGCAGCAAGAGCAGCAGCAGCAGCAACAGCCAGAGGGGCAGCAGCAGCAGCAGCAGCAACAGCAGCAGCAGCAGCGGGACUCACUGCAGCAGCAGCUGAAGCAGCUGGUGAAGUACUGCAGCCAGAUAACUGCAGAGAAGGAGGCGCUGCAGCAGCAGCAGCAGCAGGCGCAGCUGGUGAAGUACUGCAGCCAGAUCACUGCAGAGAAGGAGGCGCUGCAGCAGCAGCAGCAGCAGGCGGAGCAGCUGCACAUGCAGCAGCGGGAGAUGAGCGAGGAGCUGAAGCAGCUGCAGGAUGAGCGCACAGCACUGCAGCAAGAGCUGCAGCUGUUUGCUGGUGAGAUGCAGCAAGAGCAGCAGCAGCAGCAACAGCCAGAGGGGCAGCAGCAGCAGCAGCAGCAGCAGCAGCAGCGGGACUCACUGCAGCAGCAGCUGAAACAGCUGUUUGAGAGGCAGCAGCAGCAGCAGCAAGAGCAGCAGCAAGAGCUCGAGCGGCUGCAGCAGCAGCUGCAGCAGCUGAUGCAGCAGCAGGAACAGGCGGCGCAGCAGCAGCAGAGGCAGCAGGAGAGCGGGGAGACGAACGGACUAGGACAUUUGCCUCAGCAGCGGCGGCAGCUGCAGCAGCAGCAGCAGCAGCAGCAGCAGCAGCAGCAGCGACUGCAGCAGCAAGAAGAGGCGCAGCAGCAGCAAAGGCAGCAGGAGAGCGGGGAGACGAACGGACUAGGGCAUUUGCCUCAGCAGCGGCGGCAGCUGCAGCAGCAGCAGCAGCAGCAGCAGCAGCAGCAGCAACGGCUGCAGCAGCAAGAAGUUUUACUGGAGCAGCAGCAGCAGCAGCUGCAUCUCCUCGAGGAGCUGCUUGAAGACAGAGACGAUGAGAUAAGAGAGCUGCACCGGCAGGCUGAGCUGCAGAUGGAGCAGCAGCAGCAGCAGCAGGAGGAGGAGCAGCACCAAGUGCGAGUUGCUGCAGCAGCAUCUGCAGCAGCAGCAGCAGCAGAUGCUGCAGCAGCAGCCACUGCAGCACAGCAGGAGCUGCGGGAGACAAUUCAACGUCUAUCGGAGCAGUGCGAGCAGCAGCAGCAGCAGAUACAGCAGCAGCGGCAGCAAAUACGGGAGCAGCAGCUGCUGCUGCAUGCGCAGCGCAACCAGCCCCAAACCAACGGUGUACAUACACCGCAACCUGAGCAGCAGCAGCAGCCUGGGGGGAAUGAGGGGUUGUUGGAUGAGCAGCAGCAGCAACAGCGACAGCAGCAGCAGCAGCAGCAACAGCUGCAGCAGCAGCAAGCGCGGGAAUGGGAACAGCAACUGCAGCAGCAGCAGCAGCUAGAGGAGGGUCUGCGGCAGCAGCAAGGCGGCGGUGAGCGGCUUCAGCAGCAGCAGCAGCAGCAGCAGCAGCAACUGCUGCUGCAGCAAAUCGAAGAGCUCAGGACAGAAGUGCAAACUUUAGAGCAGCAGCGCGACGAGCUGCAGCAGCAGCAGCAGCAGCAACAGCAGCAGCACGCGCUAGAGCGAGACGAACUGCAGCAGCAGCAAGCCUCUACAGCAAUGGAACACCAGCAGCAGCUGCAGCAGCUGCAGCAGCAGCUACGGCAGCUACAGCAGCAGCUGGAAUCAGAGCAGCAGCAGCACUUACAAGCGAAGCAAUCGAUAGAACAAAUGGAGCAGCAGGCGCAGCAGCAGCAGCAGCAACAACAGCAGCAACAGCAGCAACAACAGCAGCAGCAGCAAACCAAACGUCAGUUAGAGGGAGCCCUUCAGGAACUUGAGCAGCAGCGUCAGCAGCAGCAAAAGCAGCAGCAGCUGCUGCUGCAGAAGGAGCAACAGCUGCAGCAGCAGCAGCAGCAGCACGCAGAAGAACUCCGAAAGAAGCACCAGGAGAUGCAACUGCUGCAGCAACAACAGGAGCAGCAGAAGCAGCAGCAGCAACAGCAACAGCAGCAGCAGCAGCAGCAGCAGCAGACCGUCCGCGAGCUGCAGCAGCAACUACAGAAGCAAGCUGCUGCGGCCGCUGAGGAUAUUGCUGCAGCGCAGCAGCGGGAGAGGGCAGCAGCAGCAGCUGCUUCUGCUGCUGUUUGUCGUGUUGAUGCUGCAGCAGCUGCUGCAGCUGCUGCUGCCUCCGCCAGCACUGCAGCAGUAGAGCUCUUCCAGCAGGUGGCUAAGCAGGUGCCUCAGCUGCAGCAGCAGCAGCAGCAACAACAGCAGCAGCAGCAGCAGCAGCAGCAGCGCCUGACGAAGGAUGCUGCUGGAGGAGACUCGGCUAUCGUUGCUUCGUUGUCUGCGGCUUAUGAGGAGGAGAAGCGGCUGCUGCAGCAGCAGCUGCAGCAGCAGCAGCAGCAGGCAGAGCUGCUGCUGCAGCAAAGGCAGCAGCAUCCUGCACCGAUAUUGUUUUGUCUGAAGUUGCUGUGGGGUCACACGCAGCAGCAGCAGCAGCAGCAGCAGCAGCAGCAACAGCACCAGCAGCAGCAGAAGCAGGAGCAGGAGUUGUAUUCAGUGGAGAGUGAUGUCUGCAUCAAGUUAGCAGCUGAGGGGGCGGAGGCAGAAACGAAGGCGCUGCUGGAGAAGUGCAACGGAAGGAUUGAGGAGACUGCUAGUCAUAUGGCGACGUCGCUGCAGGAGCUGCAGCAGCAGAAGGAGCAGCUGCUGGAGACAAACCAACAACUGGAGCAGUCACUGAGAGAGACGCAGCAGCAGCUGAAGGCGCAGGAAGCAGCAGCAGCAGCUCUGGUGGCGGAGAGGUCUACUGCUGCAGUGGUUGCAGCAGCAGCAGCAGCAGCAGAAGUUCGUCAGUAUCAAGCAAUGACUGCUGCAGAGCAGCAGCAAAAGGCAGCAGCUGUUGCUUCAACAAUAAAGGAAGCAGAAACACAACUUACUGCUGUUGCUGCAGCAGCAGCAGCAGCAGCAGAUGCUGCUUCAGAAGCAGCAAAGACACUUGCUGCUGCCAGCAGCAGCACGAGCCUCUCCCUCCCCCAAGCUGCGACCUCGCAGCAGAAGCAGCCCAAUCAGCAGCAGCUGCUGCUGCAGAAGCAGCCGCAACAGCAGCAACCACGCAUGCAGCAGCAGCAGCAACAGCAGCAGCAGCAGCAGCAGCAACUACAAGAAAAGCAGCAACACCAAAUGUUGGAUUUUGAUGCCACAUGCUGCAGAGCAGCAGCAAAAGGCAGCAGCUCAGCAGCAGCAGCAGCAGAUGCUGCUUCAGAAGCAGCAAAGACACUGGCUGCUGCCAGCAGCAGCACGAGCCUCUCCCUCCCCCAAGCUGCGACCUCGCAGCAAAAGCAGCCCAAUCAGCAGCAGCUGCUGCUGCAGAAGCAGCCGCAACAGCAACAACAACGCAUGCAGCAGCAGCAACAGCAGCAGCAGCAGCAGCAGCAGCAGCAGCAACUACAAGAAAAGCAGCAACACCAAAUGUUGGAUUUUGAUGCCACUGCAGCGGCUGCUGCUGCAGGGUGGGGAGACGAGGACUGGCUAAGCGACAUAGAGGACCAGCAGCAGCAGCAGCAAGAAGCGCAGCAGCAGCAGCAGCAGCAGCAGCAGCAGCAAGAAGCACAGCAGCAGCAAGGAAAAGAGCAGCUGCAUGACGAGCAGCAACGGCAGCAAGAACAACAGCUGCAGCAGCAAGAAACACAACAACAGGAGCAACGCAUGCAGCAGCAGCAACAGCAACAGCAGCAGCAGCAGCAGCAGCAGCAGCAGGAGCAGCAAGAGCAGCAGGCCCUUGCUUCAGAGCGCCGAUGGGAAGCUGGUGAAGACUGGGAAGCAGAUCUGGUGGCGGAGCGGCAGCAGCAGCAGCAGCAUCUGCUGCAGCAGCAGCAGCAGCAAGAGGAGGAGCUGCUGCCAGCUGAUCCUUUGCUGGACCAGCAACAGCCACAGCUGCAGCAGGAACAGCAGCAGCAGGCAGAUCUGGUGGCGGAGCGGCAGCAGCAGCAGCAGCAUCUGCUGCAGCAGCAGCAGCAGCAAGAGGAAGAGCUGCUGCCAGCUGAUCCUUUGCUGGACCAGCAACAGCCACAGCUGCAGCAGGAACAGCAGCAGCAGCAGCAGCAGCAACAGCAGCAGCAGCAGCAGCAGCAGCACUACCCCACAACUGCCGACCUCGCUGAGGCAGAGGACCUCUCGAAAGAGAGCAGCAACAGCGACGCCAUCAUGGGAGACUGCAGGAGGAGCAGGACCUGCAGCAGGAGCUGCAGCAGGAGCUGCAGCAGCAGCAGCAAGAGCAGCAACAACAAGAGGAGGGGGAGAAGCAGCAACAGAAGUUACUGGGUUGGUUCAUGGUUGCACCUGCAGCAGCAGCAGCAGCAACAGCAGCAGCAGCAGCAGCAGCAGCAGCAGAGUCUGAAGAAGAUGAUGUGGAGUUCAAAGAUGACUGGAGACUGGCUAAGCGACAUAGAGGACCAGCAGCAGCAGCAGCAAGAAACGCAGCAGCAGCAGCAGCAGCAGCAGCAAGAAGCACAGCAGCAGCAAGGAAAAGAGCAGCUGCAUCAGCAGCACUACCCCACAACUGCCGACCUCGCUGAGGCAGAGGACCUCUGUGAAGUCGAAUGGGGGGGCAGGCCGCAACAGCAGCAGCAGCAGCAGCAGCAGCAGCAGCAGCAAGACGAAAGAGAGCAGCAACAGCGACGCCAUCAUGGAGGAGUGCAGGAGGAGCAGGAGCUGCAGCAGGAGCUGCAGCAGGAGCUGCAGCAGCAGCAGCAAGAGCAGCAACAACAAGAGGAGGGCGAGAAGCAGCAACAGAAGUUAGUGGGCUGGUUCAGUGGGGUUGCUGCCGUGUCACCGUCACAGCAGCAGCAGCAGCAGCAGCAGCACGGACAGGUGCAGCCGCACCAGCAGCAGCAGCACGCUCAAACACAGCAGCAGCAGCAGCAGCAGCAGCAGCAGCAGCAGCAAGAUAUUUCAGAAGCAGCUGGGAUUAGAGAGUGGGGAGGGGCAGAGCCAUGGGACGUUGAGUUUCACAUCGGCGGCCUAUCCAGCGAGGCUUCUGCUGCAGCGGCAGCAGCAGCAGCAGCAGCAGCAACAGCAGCAGCAGCAGGAGCCACAAGUGCAGCAGGUCCUGCGCCUGCAGAAGCAGAAGCAGCAUCACCAGCAGCAGAAACACCGCUAGCUGCUGCUGCUGCUGCAGGCACGCAUGCACUUGCUGCUGAGCAUGGAGGGCCGCUUGCUGCUUUGGAUUCUUGCGGUGAUGCAACUGCAGCAAAAGGCGCAGCUGCAUCCCCAGCUGCAGCAGCAGCAGCUGCUGCUGCUGCUGCUGCAGUGGUUGCACCUGCAACAGCAGCAGCAGCAACAGCAACAGCAGCAGCAGCAGCAGCAGCAGCAGCAGCAGAGUCUGAAGAAGAUGAUGUGGAGUUCAAAGAUGACUGGGCACCUGCUGCUGCAACAAGAGCAGCAGCACCUGCUGCAGCAGCACCUGCAGCAGCAGCAGCAGCAGCAGCAGAAGCAGAAGAGGAGGAUGUUGAUCUGCAGGAUGAUUGGGGCCUUCAAGCAGCAAACGUACAGACAUGCACACCCAUGGCAGCACUUGCUUCGUCAGCAUCACCUGCUGCAGCAGCAGCUGCAGCAGCAGCUGCAGCAGCAACAGCAGCAGCAAAAUCCCCUGCAGCACGAUCACCUGCAGCAGCAGCAGCACCUGCUGCAGCAGCAGCAUCCUCUGAUGAGGACGAUAUUGACUUUCAGGAUGAUUGGGGUGUACAGACAGCUCAGAUAGGCUCAAGGAAGCAGCCAGAAGCUGCUGCUGCAGCUACAAGUGCAGCACAACCAGCAACUCCAGCAGCAGCAGCAGCACCAGCAGCAGCACCUGCUACUGCAGCAGCACCUGCUGCUGCAGCGCCUGCUGCUGCAGCGCCUGCUGCUGCAGCAGCAGCAGCUGAAGAAGAGGAUAUUGAUCUACAGGAUGACUGGGGGGCGCCGACAGCUCAGGCUACAGCAGAGGCCCCAGCAACAGCGGCAGCAACGCCAAUAGCAGCAUCAACAGCAGCAGCAGCAGCAGCAGCAGCAGCAGCAGCAACAGCAGCAGCAGCAGCAGUUGACCGGGAUGAGCUGGACUUCGAGGCUGUCUGGGGAGCCCCUGCAACAGCAGCAGGAACCCCUGCAGCAGCAGCAGGUGCACCAGCAGCAGCAGCAGCAGCAGCAGCAGCUGAUGCUGAGGAGGGCAGCGACUUUCAGGAUGACUGGGGAGUUGCUCAAGCCCCUACAGACGGAAGCAAACGAGCAGCAACAGCAGCAGCAGCAGCAGCAGCAGCACCUGCAGCUGCAGCUGCAGCACCUGCUGCAGCAGCAGCAGCACCUGCAGCAGCAGCAGCUGUUUAUGAAGAUGAGGACUUGGAGUUUAAUGAUGACUGGGGGGCCCCAACAACUCAUGGCGAGACAACAGCACUAACAGCAACACCAGCUGAUUCUGAGGAGGACAGCGACUUUCAGGAUGACUGGGGAGUUGCUCAAGCCCCUACAGACGGAAGCAAACGAGCAGCAGCAGCACCUGCAGCUGCGGCACCUGCUGCAGCAGCAGCAGCACCUGCAGCAGCAGCAGCAGCACCUGCAGCAGCAGCAGCAGCACCUGCAGCAGCAGCAGCAGCACCUGCAGCAGCAGCAGCUGUCUAUGAAGAUGAGGAUUUGGAGUUUAAUGAUGACUGGGGGGCCCCAACAACUCAUGGCGAGACAACAGCACUAACAGCAACACCUGCAGCAGCAGCAGCACCUGCAGCAGUAGCAGCACCUGCAGCAGCAGCAGCAACUCCUACAGGACCUGCAGCAGCAGCAGCUGCAGCAGCAGCAGCAGCAGCAUCUGAAGAGGAAGACCUCGACUUUGGAGACGACUGGGGAGUUGCAGCAACUGGGGCAGACACAAGCAAAGGAGCAGCAGCACUUGCUGCAGCAGCAUCACCUGCAGCAGCACCACCUGCAGCAGCAGCACCUUCAGCAGCAGGGUCUUCUGCAUCAGCAGUGCAUGUAGCAGCAGAAACAGCAGCAGCAGCAGCAGCAGCAGCAGCAGCAGCAUCUGAAGAUGACGAUCUGGACUUCGAAGAUGAUUGGGGAGCCCCAACGUCUCAGAAUAACACAAAAGCCCCAGCAGCAGCAGCAGCAGCAGCAGCAGCAGCAGCAGCACAAGCAGCAGCAGCAGCAGCAACUUCUCCAGCGGCAGCAGCCAUGGCAGGAGCUGCAGCAGCAGGUGAUGAGGACUCCCUGAGCCUUGAUGACGAAUGGGGGCCCCCUGGGGGAGAAUCGCAUGCAGGCCGUGCAGCUGCUGCAGCACCAGCAGCAGCAACGGCAGCAGCAGCCCCAGCAGCAGCAGCAGCAGCACAACCAGCAGCAGCAGCUGCUGCUGCUGCUGAUGCUGCUGCUGCUGCUGCUGCUGGGGCAGAGGAGCUGGAGUUUACCCUGGAUGAUUCGUGGGCUGGUGACGGCCUUGAAGAGCCUACACAGGUCUUAGGAGCUGCUGCUGCAGCAGCAGCAGCAACACCGGUGCAGCAGCAGCAACAGCGACAGCAGCAGCAGCAGCAGCAACAGCAGCAACCGCAGCAGCAACAGCAGCAGCAGUGGACGAAAAGGGGGACUUCACCAGCUGCCCCCGGAGCUGCCCCGGAUGUGGAAGACAUCGAUCUGGAGGAGCUGCUGCGAGACUGA